AUGUGUAGCGAAGCAGCUAAAGUUCUCCUUGCUGAAACAUGGACUGAAGACGUCGAUCCAACGGGUUGGUGGAUGAGUGAAAAGCUUGACGGCGUUCGGGCAUACUGGAAUGGCAAGAAUUUUUACUCACGACAAGGAAAUCUUUUCCAUACACCUGAUUUCUUCAAAGCUGCACUUCCCAAAGUUCCACUCGAUGGUGAAAUAUGGUGCGGUCGAGGUUUGUUUCAAAAAUGUGUUAGCAUCGUGAAAAAACAAGCGAAUAAAGUCGUGCCUGAUGAUUACAAACUCUUAACAUAUUUGAUUUUCGAUGCUCCAACUCACGGAGGGAAAUAUGAAGAUCGGGUCAAAUGGUUACAAGCAAAUAUUCCACAGGAUGACGAUAAAUGCUAUGCGACAGUCGUUGGUAUUAAAAAAUGUGAAGGUAUCGCACAAUUGAAACAGUACUUGGCCGAUAUCAAUAAGGCUGGUGGAGAAGGUAUCAUGCUUCGAAAACCAGGUAGUCUGUAUGAACAUAAACGAUCGACUACGUUACUUAAAGUGAAAACAUUUUAUGAUGAAGAAGCACUCGUCAUUGGUCAUAAACCGAGCAAAAGUUUAAUUGGUAUGACCGGUGCUCUGGAAUGUGAAUUACCUAAUGGAAAACGAUUUGAUGUGGGUAGUGGACUUAAUAUGGAUCAACGGCGAAAACCGCCGAAAAUUGGCUCAGUAAUUACAUUCAAAUUUCAAGAAUUAUCCAACAAUGGUCAUCCACGAUUUCCCACCUUUCUGCGUGUUCGUACCGAUCUCUCCUGGAACGAUGUACUUGAAGCAGCUAAAACCAAAAAGCCGAUGAGUAUUCAGCAAAAGGUCAUUCCAUCGGCCAAACUAUCGAAACAACACUCCGUCUUGUUUUCCGUUAUUCCAUCACGUGAUGCGAACAGUGGCAAGAAAAUCGUAACAUCGGACGACGAAGAUGAAGAAGCAGCAGCUUCAUCAUCAUCAUCAUCGACAAAAACUAGUGACACUCGACCGAUGUGUAAAUUCGGAGCAAAAUGCUAUCGAACAAAUGCUGACCAUCUCAAACAAUUUCAGCAUCCAUCAUCCACUCCUAAGCCUACAAAAACGGCAGAACCGGAAUCCACCACGAAACCACCGUGUACAUUCGGUGCUAAGUGCUAUCGAACGAGUUCAAUUCAUUUAGCUACUUAUUCUCAUCCAGCGAAGACCGAUGCAAAGGAAGCGGACGAAGAAGAACCCCUCGAUACUCGCGAACUGAUUGAAGCCGAAGAGCCUGUUUCACCAACAACAAUCGAUAGUUUAUUAGUCAAAGAUAAAAACAAAGGUCUGACAUUUGAUGACGAUAUGGACGAUGAUAACGAUGAUAAUCAAAAUAUGAUCACGCGUCCGAAAGCAGAAUGGAUCAAUCUGGAGAACAAAGUCAAAGAGCAAAGUAAACGUUUGGCUUAUCUUGAAGAGAUGUUCAAAACGACAAAACGAUCCAACUCGACUACUGACGAUAAUCAAGAGAGCACGAAACGUGUAAAAACCGAAUGA
Messenger RNA from Adineta ricciae, 1533 nucleotides. The record is from the annotation of a GenBank genome assembly. Lineage: Eukaryota; Metazoa; Rotifera; Eurotatoria; Adinetida; Adinetidae.